CGCAGAACAAUUUCCGUUGCCCCUCUCACCUCACACUCGACAGAGAUCGAGAGCUUCUCUCCUCCUUUUGGUUCGAUUUGGGGGCGAGGAAGCGAUGGGUCCAGGAUUGUACUCCGAUAUCGGCAAAAAGGCGAGAGAUCUUCUUUACAAAGACUACCAGACCGACCAGAAGGUCACUCUGACCACCUACACUUUGAAUGGAAUCGCUAUCUCUGCAUCAGGCACAAAGAAAAAUGAAUUGAUCUUCGGUGAGCUUCAGUCUCAGCUGAAGAAUAAAAAUAUCAGUUUUGAUGUUAAAGCCACUUCAGACUCUAAGCUUCUUACAACUGUCACAGUUGAUGAACUUGCAACACCUGGGUUGAGAUCAAUUUUCAAUUUUAUCAUACCGGAUCAGCAGUUGGGAAAGGUUGAGCUGCAAUACCUGCAUGAUUAUGUGGGUGUAACUGCUGCUGUUGGAUUGACUGCCAACCCUAUUGUCAACCUUUCUGGAGUGGUUGGAACUAAUGUCUACUCUGUCGGAGCUGAUGUGUCAUUUGAUACUGCAACAGGAAACUUCAUCAAGUGUAAUGGAGGGUUGAGUGUCAUCAAUGCUGAUCUUAUUGCCUCAUUAACUGUAAAUGACAAGGGAGACAGCAUAAAUGCCUCCUAUUACCACCUGGUGAGCCCAUUAUCCAGUACUGCAGUUGGGGCAGAGCUAACUCACAAUUUCUCGACCAACGAGAACAGCCUAACCUUUGGGACUCAACAUGCCCUGGACCCCCUUACCAUUGUCAAGGCUCGCCUCAACAAUUAUGGCAAAGCUAGUGCACUGAUCCAACAUGAGUGGAGGCCGAAAUCAUUCUUCACCAUCUCUGGGGAGAUCGACUCAAAAGCCAUUGAGAAGGGUGCUAAGGUUGGGCUGGCCUUGGUCCUCAGGCCCUAAUGAAAGGACUCUAUGGGUUAUUUAGCAUCGUCCUUCUGAUUCCAGGACUUGUAUGUUCAUCUUCGUCGCUCCCUUGCAAUGUCAGAUUCUCUCUGUUUGGUACAAACGUGGCCUUGUAGGAACAGUAACUGUGUUUGCUCCUAAUGGGUAUCAACUUCUGUCUUCAAGUCUCAAAUCUGGUUAAGCUCUGCAAGCCACUAUGCAGUUUCUUUUAGUAGUGCAAAACCUUGUUAUUAAUAGUGUGUCUUGAAAUGUCUUUUUCUGUUUU
Molecule: messenger RNA, 1190 nt
Organism: Musa acuminata subsp. malaccensis (wild Malaysian banana)
Lineage: Eukaryota; Viridiplantae; Streptophyta; Magnoliopsida; Zingiberales; Musaceae
Product: mitochondrial outer membrane protein porin 1
Biological process (GO): monoatomic anion transmembrane transport
Cellular component (GO): mitochondrial outer membrane
Molecular function (GO): voltage-gated monoatomic anion channel activity
Source: RefSeq, a predicted model, not a curated record